Molecule: messenger RNA, 1593 nt
Organism: Alternaria viburni
Lineage: Eukaryota; Fungi; Ascomycota; Dothideomycetes; Pleosporales; Pleosporaceae
Exons: 2
Coding region: 1-1593 (530 amino acids)
Biological process (GO): translational termination
Cellular component (GO): mitochondrion
Molecular function (GO): translation release factor activity
Source: RefSeq, a predicted model, not a curated record
AUGCGCCUCCUCCCCGCCCUCCGCUUCCGCCCCAAUGUCCCACUUAUCCGCACCGCGCACCUCUCCACCUCUCCACCCCUCAACAAUGGCAAAUCGCUCCCACCCCGCACCCCCCUCCUCGACGCGGAUCUAAUCGAGAACUUCCUCAAAGGCUCCGGCCCAGGUGGGCAAAAGAUCAACAAAACCUCCUCCGCCGUCCAGCUCAAACACAUUCCCACUGGUAUCGUAGUGAAAUACCAGGACACGCGGUCAAGAGAGAUAAACCGGAAGAUGGCGAGGCGGAUUCUGCAGGAAAGGAUUGAGGAGAUGGAGUUGGGGGAGGGGGCGCGGACGAAGGUGAAGGCGAGGGAGAAGGCGAAGAAGAAGGCGAGUAGUGGGAAGAAGGCUAGGCGGAAGUAUAGGGCGCUUGCUGGGGAGAAGGAGGGUGAAGAGGGGGAAAGUGGAAUUGCACAGGGGGAAGAAGUAGAGGACAAGGUCGAGGUUGUCGAUAAGAGCCUCUACGCUGUUUCCGAUCACGCCUUUGCCUUCAGCGCGACUUCCCCGUUGUCGUACGCAACGACUGCCUCAUCAACCCUGCUAUUCCACACCAGCUUCUUCAGCUUCAAUCUCAACAUGAGGUCGCUCAGCAAUGUUGCGUCCCGCCGCUUCGCCAGUGUCACAACCAGAAAACUUUCAAGCGCUUCCAAUGGUCUUCUAACAAGGCCUGGCGCGAAAGUUAACACUGGCGCCCACGGUGGAGGCCCUCGGUAUCGCAACUUCAGUACAUCCAACAAAGCACUUGAUGGUUACGCAUUCAACCCGUUCACCAAGACACUUCCGUUCAGAAAGCCACUUCCGUUCCUCAGCGCGAAGUGCCUCGAAAUCAAAGACGCAGACUUCGCAUGGUUCACGGCCCUCAACGUCGCCGUCCGUACCCAGAGGAACAGAGUCUACCUGUCACAUCCCGACUGCACCCCGCGUCUCGUUUUGCACGACUACCAACACACCCUGCGUGUCGUCGCCGACGCCGAGUGGAUUCUGCGGAAAGAACAGAGGACGCAUCAAUGGGCUCGGGACAUUGAUUCCACACUCCUGUGGGUAUUAUGCAUGACGCACGACAUCACCCACGACAUGAGUGACGCAUGGUAUCUCUCCUCAGACGAGAAGCGGAAUCAAUGGCAAAUCGUACGCGAGUUCUUGAGGGCAGCGGGAUGCCCGCCCAACAUCAUUUGGCAGGCAUCUUGUCUCGCUGCCCGCCUCUCGGGUGCUAUUCAGCUUGAUGAGCAAGGGUUCACCGUCACCAACUUCUCUCACGGGCAGCCCAUCCACCGCGUCUUACGUGAUGCAUAUCACCUCCAACGACUGGGCGCUGUGGGCGUGGCUCGAUAUUUCUAUUUCCAUGGUAUGGAUGAAGGAUACAGGGAGCCUGGGGUUGGUUUCGAUGUCAGCUGUCUGCGGCAUAUGCACGGCGGGCAGUACGUCGAGCGGUUCACGACAGAGACCGGGGCGGAAAUGGCGCACCAGCGGUAUAUGUGGACAACACACAAGUUUCUGAAUGGGUGGGAUGCUGAGAAUGAUGUGGGCUCUGUUGCGACGGGGCGAGGGUUCAGGUAG